Cydia strobilella is the source of this 3553-nucleotide messenger RNA. RefSeq names its product zinc finger protein 260-like. NCBI's taxonomy places the organism in Eukaryota, Metazoa, Arthropoda, Insecta, Lepidoptera, Tortricidae. Gene Ontology annotation, cellular component: nucleus. Bases 293 to 2365 code for a protein of 690 amino acids. Gene Ontology annotation, molecular function: DNA-binding transcription activator activity, RNA polymerase II-specific; RNA polymerase II cis-regulatory region sequence-specific DNA binding. The transcript is spliced from 8 exons. Gene Ontology annotation, biological process: regulation of transcription by RNA polymerase II. The record is from RefSeq and is a predicted model, not a curated record.
ACAACUCGUCACAAUCACAACUGUCAAAAUCCACACGUUUUCUUAGCGUUGUGUGUUAUCCGGUGUUACAUUUUUAUAGAGUUUAACUUUUAUUUCAACUGUUAUCAUGUAAAGCUUUCUGUGGGACUCUUGUCCGAUGCUCAUUUAUAAGUUCCUGUCUGGUUUUAUAUUAAACAACGCAAGGAUCAUGUAGCUGCUCAGAAAGGUUGUGAAGAUGUUUCCAAUAGCGCCGCCGACAUCCAUUUAACACAUACAGAUACCGAUGGACCACACAUAGAGAGCAGACAUCGGCAUGGCGCCCGAGACCGAGCCCGGCCCGCAGGCCCUCAAACUGACCACGAUCGAUUUAGUCGGCGGCAUCCUCUGUAGCAUUUGCCGCUUAACAUUUAAAAAUAAAAAAGAUUACGACUCGCACUAUUUCCAGCAUAAUCUUGGUAUAGAUGAAAUCGUCUAUACAUGUGUGGUUUGUCUCAAAGAUAUUGCGGGCUACCCGAGCUUCCGCGGACACUGCUAUACCUCACAUGUCAUCAAGGAAAGAUUUAAAUGCGAGCAUUGCAACAAGCUGUUUUCUAAAUCAGCAUCCUUAAAGGACCACAUUGCAUCUCUACACAAAUUUGAAUGCUCAUGCUGCAAGAGAGAAUUCCCAACUAAAAAAGAACUGCAGCUGCAUAAAAUCAUCCACAUGAAUGACAAACCUCCAUUCAACUGCCAGACUUGCAACGAGAAAGUUGACUGCAUUGAUGCGUGCGAGCAGCACAUCGACAAGCACUCCGUCUCCCUCUACUCUUGCCCCAUCUGCAGCGAGAAGAUUGACAGCAAAGCGGCAGGCGUUGAUCACCUUGCUAUACAUUUUGGCAACGUACUUAAUUCAAAUGACAGCGAUUCAGAUUCCGAACAUGACAAUGACAAACCAGAAGACAGUUCAAUUGAUUUGCUCGGUGGCAUUCUCUGUUUCUUCUGCAGUGAAAUCCACAAGAACCGAUCGGAGAUAGAUCUGCACUUCAGUCAGGAGCACCCGGAGAUGAGCGUGCUGUACACCUGUAACAUCUGCGGCAAGGACUUUGAGAAGUACACACAGUUCGGACAGCAUUGCUAUGAGCACAUCAGCAAGAAUAGAUUCAAAUGCGAGUCCUGCGAGAAGUCAUUCAGCCGGCUCGCGCGCCUGGUGACGCACACGGAGGCGUUCCACGCGCGCGGCGACGGCAGCAGCAAGCCGCUCAGCUGCCAGCACUGCCCGCAGCAGUUCGCCAGCGAGUUCCGCUUCCGGGAGCACCAGAGGCUCGAGCACGACAUCUGCGUCAUCAUGUGCAGCCAGCCCGGCUGCGGGGAAAUCUUCUUUACGCCGAAGGAGCUGGUGCUGCACCGGAAGCAGCACAGCGUGUGCAGCGCGCUGUGGUGCCGGCUGUGCGGGCUGCAGCUGGCGGCGCGCGGCGCGGCGGAGCGCCACCUCGACGUGCACCGCAAGAAGACCUUCUCCUGCCCCGUGUGCGCGCGCAAGUACGGCGAGAAGUACCUCCUCAUGAAGCACGUCCCGCAGCACUUCGAGACCGUCAUACACAUGUGCAAGGUCUGCGGCAAACUCUACAACGCCAAGAACCGACUCAUCGAGCACUCCAAAACGCACGCCAACGUCAAAAACUACAAAUGCUCGUUCUGCACCAAAGGCUUCACCUCCAUAUACAAGCUCAAACAGCAUCAGAACAUGCACACAAACGUCCGGCCUUACCGCUGCACCGUCUGCACUAAAGACUUCAACAACCACUCCAACUGGUACAAGCAUGUGCGGAAGAUACACAAAAUCGACCCGAAGACUCUCAAGAAACCCGUAUUCCAAAUAGAGAAGGAGAAUGUAUUCGCUAAACAGAAUAGUGUUCAGAAUGAUUUCGAUAUGGAAACGUUGAGUGUGGAUAUAGACAUGCGGGAGUUGAUGGGUGGGAGUGAGGUGAAGGAGAGCUACCUGUUCCUGGAGCCGGCGCACGAGGCGGUGGACCUGGACAGCAUCCUCCCGACCCUCGCGCCGGGGACCGCGGCCGAGUUCGCGGUGCUGCCACCCGCCGCUACCUUCGUCGCAGACGCAUCGCCCCCUGCCCCUGCGCCUGCGCCGGCCAUGCCCCGCGAGUACGGGCCCGACUUCACCGUGACCGAGUGCGCCGACCUGCUCCACCUCGACGACCACAUGCUGCCCCACAUCGACCCCCUGCUGCCCCACAUCGACCCCCCGCUCCCCGUCGACCCCUACGCCUACGAGCCCCAAGAUAAGUGGGAACCCUUCAUCGUCACCAAGUACCAGGGGCGUGCGAGUGUCGCGGUGCCGAUAGAUAUCAGCGGGAGCCGACGGGCCGUCAUGAACACGGACAUAUUUUAAAACGGUAAAACGUAUAGAAGCGUAGUAAAACGGGGUGACUUUAAAAUGCAGGGGCGACUUUAACAUUUCAGUUUUUAUGCCACAAUAUAUAUUUAACAUGGAACUAGUCCUGGACGCGUUUCUCAAUAACUGGACGGAUGAUGCGGUUAAUCGGGAGGAUUGGAAGUCUAGGGGGGGAGGCCUUUGCCCAGCGGUGGGACACUUUAUAGGCUCGUUAAAAAAAAAGAACCCAAACCUAAAGAACCCCUCAGUAACCCAUAAGAAUAUAUAUAUUUAUGCGAGAUUUUCUACAGUAGAUCAACAUUAUUUACAUAGUAAUAUAACUACGAGUAGUUACACGAACGGUUUCAGUAAAUUAUGAAUAAUGAUAAGUUUGUGGCCGUUUUAAAACUAUCAAAAUGACCCCAAAAUUUCCUAGUCACCCCGUUUUACCGUAUAUAAAAAUGAUUGCUGACUUUUUAACACACAUUUAUAUGGAAAGAUGGCGCUGCAGUCGUUUUUAAAAACAUGUAAGUAGAAAUACCAAAUUCAAGGAAACAAACCAUAGUUGACAUUUAUUUUUUUUUGGUUCCUGACUUUUGGAACCAUUUAUAAAUCUGUGUGUUUUUAAUCGUAUUUUUUAAAAUGACAUGCUCAAUCGCUUCGCUUCUAUACGGUUUUAAAGCUUUUCAUAGCUAGAUAUAUCCGAUAAUAGAAUUAUUACAUGAUAGUAAAUGGUCGAAUGGCACUCGCUAUGGCAGCGGCCCAUUUGGCCAAUCAGCUACCUCAACCGGAAACGACUAUGUACCUCAGUAACCCAUAAAAAUAUUUUAAUGUAACUGUUGAUAUAUACGUUUAUAAAACAUUGUCCCACCAAACGCUAGAUUAUAGUUUUAUCCUGUAGCUGCCCACGAAUCAAAAUUAGAGACAAAUGCCAUUUUGAUUUGUCAUUAAAGAUGCUAUGGAACGGGAGACCGCUUUAUGGGUCUCUGGGCGGCUGGAAGAUAAAAACAUAUUCAUAAUAAUGCUACCUCAUUUAAGUUAAGUUUUUCUUUUGUAUGUCUAUAUAUAAAUUGGAAAAAAAAAGAAAAAAACGAACAUAUAAAAACAGUAUGUAUUGUGUAGUAUUGUGCCAUGCAUACCAAGCGUAAUAAGCGCGUGAAUCGCUAUUCUAUUUUAAGCGUAAACAUUUUGUGGCAGUCUAUAUUU